Molecule: messenger RNA, 870 nt
Organism: Alnus glutinosa
Lineage: Eukaryota; Viridiplantae; Streptophyta; Magnoliopsida; Fagales; Betulaceae
Exons: 2
Coding region: 45-677 (210 amino acids)
Source: RefSeq, a predicted model, not a curated record
UGGUAGUUUCUCAUCAAAGUUCCAUCUCUCACAGCCUACCAAUCAUGGAUUCAAACCACAAGAUGGAGCUCCUUAACAUCGCAAUCCAGAGAUUCAUAGAGGAGAAGACGACCAAGCAAGCCUCCGGUGAUACCCUCAUGAUCAUGGACGACAACGUCGAUGACCAGCUUCUCCUCUCGGGACUGCUCUCUCAGUUGGAAUCGUUGAAAGAAGAUGUGGCGCUUAAGGAACCUGAAGCUUCGUUAACUGAGAUAGAGGAGGUAUCUUCUGCAGAAAUUGAUAACGUGGAGACGAAGAUGGAGAAUGCUGGUGAGGUCGAUGGUGGCAGCAGCGUCGAAGAGGUAGUGAAAGAGCUUAAGGAGGUGAAGAGGCAGAAUUUUGUAACUCACUGUCUUCUUUCGGCCCUGAUUGUGCUGACUGUUGCUUGGCAAGUAUCUCAGGUCUCCUUAAUUUGGAAACUUAAAGAUGGGUUUAGCCACCCGUUUAGGUCCUUUGGAAGUGCCUUCUCAUGGAUUCUGAAACGCCCCGAUGCAAAUGGUACUCAAGAUGCAGAGAAACAGUUUGCGGCUGCCAAACAACGCCUUACUGAAGCAGCCGCUUCAUUCCCAUCUGUCGUAAUUCCAGAAAUCCCGCUUUUGGAUUUGCCGGAUUUGGUUUUAGAGGGUGAAAAUCACUGAAAAAGUGUUUGUUUGAUAUGAAGCCAAAGAGGCCAGAAGGAUUAUAAGGUCUUGACGACAGAGUAUUGCUUGGUUUAAUCUGCAAUAGUUGUACAAAGCUUCCUUCCUCUAUAAUUUCAUUUAUUGAGUUUUUUGAAAGACAUCUUGCCCGUAGUGUAAACGUUAAUGAUUUAUUGAUUUAACUUUAAAGUUC